GACAAGAUAUUGAGUCUGCUCUCCUCUUCUCCGUCAUUCUCGUCUUCUCAUCACCAAACCUCUUCUUCUCGUAGAUAACUCAAUCCAAUCUCCAUUCGAAUCGACUCUGCAAAACCUGGUGCUUUUAGAUUCUUCUCCUAAAUUCUAACAUAAGCCCUAAAAAUCAAAUUUUUAAAAUAUCUGCGAAUCCUCUCUAUAAUUCAACCACCGAAAUUCUCCAUCCGAUUCAGACGGAUAAUCGCCAUCAACAGCGUGUGAAUUUGAUCGACCAAAAUUUGAUUUUUCGAUUUCGAAAUUUGAUUUUGGGACUGAGUAAAUGGCGGAUUUUCAGACAUCAACACAACGGGCCAAGUGGAUUUUCACUCCCCAGAAACUGGCAGACAGAUAUAAAGCUGCUAACAAGAGGGCAGUGCAAAUGCUGGAGAAGUGUGGAACAACCCAAGUUGAAGUAGAUGCCAGUGGAUCACUAACAUAUCCUAAAGAUAAAGUUGAUGCAGCAGAUCCAGCUGAUAAGAAGCUUAAGCCUUUGAGUGUUGAUGAAGAACGGUUCAUGAGAGCAUUUUAUGAGGCUAAGGUCCAAGAAGUGUGUAGUGCCUUUGCAUUUCCUCACAAGAUUCAGGCGACAGCCCUCCAAUACUUUAAGAGAUUUUAUCUGCAAUGGUCUGUUAUGCAACAUCAUCCAAAAGAGAUCAUGUUAACCUGUGUGUAUGCAGCUUGUAAAAUAGAGGAGAAUCAUGUAUCUGCUGAGGAAAUUGGGAAAGGGAUUAACCAAGAUCACCAGAUCAUUCUCAAGUAUGAGAUGGCUGUUCUUCAGAGUUUGGAAUUUGAUCUGAUUGUUUAUGCACCGUAUCGUGCAAUUGAAGGUUUUGUCAACAAUAUGGAGGAAUUUCUUCAAGCUAGAGAUGAUCAAAUCCAGAAACUGGAGAGUUUACUCAAAGCGGCGACAGCAGAAGCCGAUAAAGUUAUGCUCACAGAUGCUCCACUCCUCUUUCCUCCUGGCCAGUUGGCAUUGGCGUCUUUACGUCUUGCAAAUGGGGUUCUUGGAGUGAUUGACUUUGAUAGGUACCUAGAGAACAUUGUUUCUCAACCAAACUCUGAGCACACAACUUCAGAGCUCACAAAGUUCCUUGAUGACAUCGAAUUUUUGGUAAAGAACUACAAGAAACCAAGUGAAAAGGACAUGAAGCAUAUCAACCGGAAGCUAAAAUCUUGUCUAGGACAUAGUUCUUCACAUGACGAGAGUAAGAAACGGGAGAAGAGAUCGAAGCACAAGUCCCAUAGGAGCUCCAAUGAUACACCAAACGGGGCACCGAUAGGUUGAGUUUCUUGUUCUGCCAUUAGCAAUUCUUCCUUGGCACUUUGGUUAGUUUUAAUCUUAUUGAAUGAGAAAAUCCUCUUUAUAGUUUUUUUUUCCUGUUGUUGUUCUUACUAGUAAGUUUGAGCAGAUUUAUGUUAACAAUAUUGGCCAUAAGUUUGUUUAUUCCGAAGAUGUCAAUGAACCUAUAACAAAACU
Molecule: messenger RNA, 1513 nt
Organism: Arabidopsis arenosa
Lineage: Eukaryota; Viridiplantae; Streptophyta; Magnoliopsida; Brassicales; Brassicaceae
Source: the annotation of a GenBank genome assembly